Paramormyrops kingsleyae is the source of this 4304-nucleotide messenger RNA. RefSeq names its product endoplasmic reticulum membrane adapter protein XK-like. Gene Ontology annotation, cellular component: membrane. The record is from RefSeq and is a predicted model, not a curated record. NCBI's taxonomy places the organism in Eukaryota, Metazoa, Chordata, Actinopteri, Osteoglossiformes, Mormyridae.
UCUAAGUAGUAAAACCGUCAGAGGAGGGUAAUCAUACAGAGGACGCGGCAGUGCUGCGUCCGCGUAACGCACUGGCACCGCCGGUGAGAGGCAUCUUCCCGCUUUCCCCAUGGCCUUGUGGAAAUGAGACUGCCGAGCUCAAUCUUUGUGUCUGUCUCUCUGUUCAUCGCCGAGACGGUGGUUGCCCUUUACCUCAGUACCACGUACCAAUCUGCAGGGGACCGGAUCUGGCAGACACUCACGCUCCUCUUCACGCUUGUGUCGUCGGCUCUAGUGCAGCUCACACUGAUUUUUAUCCACAGGGACCUGAUCAGGGACAGGCCGUUCGUGCUGCUGCUGCACAUCCUGCAGCUGGGACCUAUAGUAAGGUGCCUGGAGGCUUUCUGCAUCUAUGGGAGCAUGGGAAAGGUGGAGGAGCCGUACGUCAGCAUCACCAGGCUGAAGCGAAUGCCCCACGGCGGCCCGGCUGAGGAGGUGGAGCGGCAGGUGGGGCAGGCGGAGGGUAAGCUGGUGGUGCACCGGGCAGCUUUCUCCCGAGCCUCCGUCGUCCAGGCCUUCCUGGGCUCUGCCCCCCAACUGACUCUGCAGCUGUACAUCUGCGUGCUACAGCGAGGCGUGUCUGCCGGCAGAGGCGUGCUGAUGGUGAUCUCGCUCCUCUCCAUUGUGUACGGCGCCCUUCGCUGCAACAUCCUGGCCAUAAAGAUAAAGUACGACGACUACGAGGUUGACGUGGGGCCCGCGGCCUACCUCUGCAUCUUCCUGUGGCGCAGUUGCGAGAUCGCCACGCGGGUCGCGGUCCUGGUGCUUUUCAGCUCCGUGCUGCGGUCCUGGAUGGUGCCGGUGGUGCUCGCCAACUUCCUGGCCUUCUCCUCCUACCCCUGGCUGCUGUUCUGGAGAAGCCGAUGUCCCUUCCCAGAAAACGUAGAGAAGACGUUGACGCGGGUUGGGACCACCACGGUGCUGGGCCUCCUCACCUUCCUCUACGCCGGCAUCAACAUGUUCUGCUGGUCGGCGGUUCAGCUGCAGCUGAGCGACCCAGACCUGAUCAACAAGUCACAGAACCGGUUCCGCAUGGCAGCGUAUUAUGUGAUCCGCUUUUUAGAGAACACUGCCUUGCUCCUGCUGUGGUACCGCUUCCGCACAGAUGUGUACCGCCUGGUGUGUGCGCCGCUGCUUCUACUGCAUCUGCUGGCUGGCUAUGCCGUGGCCAUCUUCUUCAUGCUGAUCUUCUACCGGUUCUGCCACCCUUGCAAGAAGCUCUUAGCCUCCAGCGAUUCCCGGGGCAUCCUGGGAUUCGCCCCCUUCCUCUGCCCACCCUGUGGACCCCGCCAACGAGAGGAAUCCGCAGAGAGCCACCCCGGCUCGUCUGAAAAUGACAACACGCACGACUCUGCGACGUCAGCCACCUCCUUGAGUCCUGUAACCUUUGACAGCUUUAGAGGUCUCCAGCGCCCCCUAGAGGAGCUCUAAUGUGGAGAAAGGGCUUUAUGGUUCCCUAGGAUCAGCUGCUUUUAUGUGACACUUUCUGGUCCUUGUGGGCUUGUGGCCCCUCGGUCAGGCCAGCGCCAGCAUCGUCGGCCCGGAAGGCACUUGGUGCUUCCAUGCACUCCGAGAGACGCAGCUGUUCUCUAUAUCCUGGUAGGCAGGACAGUCAGUGGCACAGUUAGUGACAUUAGGUGGCACUAAUGUCACUAACAUUAGGUGGGAAAAGAUAUCUAAUUUUAAAAAUAUUUACAUUUCAGGAAAUUAUACAGUGGGGGUGGCAUGGUGGUGCAGUGGUUUGCACUGUCACCUCACACCUCUGGGACCAGGGUUCGAGUCUCUGCCAUGACUCCAUGUGUGUGGAGUUUGCAUGUUCUCCCCGUGUCAUCAUGGGGUUUCCUCCCCCAGUCCAUAUAGCAUGCUGAGAUUAACUGGAGGUGGACCCCCUGCAGCCCAGCAUCGGACAAGCCGGUACGGGAAACAUUAUGCUUCAAAAUUUACUCUCAUAUUACGAGAUAUUUUAUAUUUUUAAAGCCAUUUUCUCACCAUCCUAGGAGUGAAACCGGAGAUUUGUGGAUUCACCCUCUGAUGUGACCUAGAGACAUUUCCUAUUCGUUAUGUAUUCAAAGUUCAUCGGAGAGUAAUAUUUAUGCGCUCUGCAAAUCCUCAGCAAUUUUCUGAUCUCAGCGUCAACAUCCCCAGAAUAUAUUGCCGGCUUUCUGUCAGCUGAUGAUGGUGUUUAACUUUUCAAAGCAACUUUCCACAUAAUUGCACAAGAACGGCUUUACUGAGUAUCAAAUAAAACCCUGUGAUCUGUAAAACCCGAAACUUCACAUUCUUUACAUCCAAUGCAUGUAAAAAGCACUUUGUGGAUGAAAUUCCUCCUCAAGAAAACAACAUGAAUUAACAUUAAUUACUUUCUAUUCUUGUUUAAGGCAUGCAGUUACAUGAAUACUAUUAUCAUUCCCAGAACUGAACAUUACUUUUAAAUGUAGAAUUAUAUUAAUUCACUUUAUUAUAUAAAUAUGUUACAGCAUAGAGAAAAUUGAAUCCUGAACUAUAUUUAUGGUUUAAUAUAACUGUAUUAUAUUUUUCACUAAUUUUAUUUUUGCAUUGAAACAAUAUGUCUUUGGGGGUGGGGGGGGGGGCUGGUGAAUGAGGCACUUCUUACGCCUCCUCAUCCGAUGGUCUGUAGCAUUUGGGUUUCGCAAGUUUAUUUUAUACUGCUUAAAACUAAUAUCUAAGUGUCCCUAACCUCUGUUUUCAUCUGGAUAUAAUACUGAUUAUUUCACUUGGCUUGUCAAAAAAUACAAUUUUUGGUUUGCUCACCACUCUCAAAGUGUUCACCUCCAUUAGAGCUUAAGAAAGAUUAAAUAUUCUGCAUCAUAUUCUGCUCCAAAAAGCAGGAUUUCUCAGUUAGCUGGGAUAACUUAAAGUUAGAAGUCAUGAUCGUCCAAUAGGAAUGCUCCUUCCCUAAACUGUUAUUGGACAAUCAUGAUCGUCCAAUAAGAAUGCUCCUUACCUAAACUCUUAUUGGACAAUCAUGAUCGUCCAAUAGGAAUGCGCCUUCCCUAAACUGUUAUUGGACAAUCAUGAUCGUCCAGUAGGAAUGCUCCUUACCUAAACUCUUAUUGGACAAUCAUGAUCGUCCAAUAGGAAUGCUCCUUACUUAAACUCUUAUUGGACAAACUGACCCAGCUAACUGAGAAUCCCUGCUUUGUGGAACACACCCCUGAUCACAUGGUUGAUAUUAUGUCUCCACACUCAGAUAUAAGACGCAGCCCAUUUUACUCACUGGUUCAGCUUACUCUGUUUUCCCUCACAGAUUUAUUGAUAUGCGGUCAUCACUAUUUAUGAGACCAAGAACUUAAAAAUGGUAUCUGGCAUUUGUAAAAUAUAAAGUAUUUUUUGCGAUAGAGUCAUAUUUAUUUUGAAAUAUUUGUUCAUAUUAUUUAUGGGAUUUUACUUGUAUGAAUUUAUUUUAAUCCAGUUUAUUAGUACUAAGUUUAAAUGAAUGUAUAAUUUUGUGAUGUAAUUUUAUUUUUCUGACACCUAGUGAACAAAAAAUGUGCAAUUGUUUGAAUCUCAGACUUUAAAUGUUAAACAAGUAAAUUUAAAAUAUAAAAGCACGUCCCGGCCUUUGUGCUAUUACUGUAGCCCUUCUCCAUAACUAACGGCAUAUGUGAUGGUUAAACUUAUUAUUUUAUUGUUAGAAAACAUUCCAUACUAUGAAGAUAUAGCAAGGAUACAAUUAAAUGCACAUUGCUUGAGUACUUGGUCAACAGCAGGGAACAUUGUUUGUUUUCCUGAUGUUAUGCUCCAGCACCCUGUAUGGCUUUUGGCGCAAACGAAAGGAAAAGCAAAUUUCAUAGAGUUAAAAAAUGUCAUUUUAAUUAGCUGCGAAGGGCUGGAGUCCUACCCUAGGUUAUUCCCUGCCUUUACCCCCAUUGUUACCAGAUAGGCUCUGGACCCCCGUAAUGCAGUGAAGGGCAAGUGGUGUAGAUUAACUGUUUUGAUUCACAUUUUAAUUCUGAGAGUAGCAUUUUAUUCUUCCGAUUUAUUAUUUUAUCAUGCUAAAAGGCUGUGUUACCUGUAACAACAGUGUGUAUUUGGGUUCUGCCUUGUGCUGCCCUUUACGAAAUAUGCACGUAAGUAUGCAAGUAACUUUUGUAUGUUUUCUGAACUGGUCCCUGUAUUGUGGCAUACCAUAAAUAAUUUGGCAUAUACAGUACAAUUAUACUGUAUUUAUAUUCUCAUAUUUUGAUGUUGAACUUUAGCUUUUGAGCUUGUGCCUUAAUGAUAAAUAAAAAACACAUUCAUGU